UGAUGUCCUUAAAAGCUGGAAGCCUAGGUCUGAACAUGGUAGCUGCGAGUCAUGUUAUUCUUUUGGAUCUUUGGUGGAAUCCAUCAGCUGAAGACCAAGCUAUUGAUCGUGCACAUCGUAUUGGACAAACUCGGCCUGUUACUGUAACUCGUGUCACUAUAAAAGAUACCGUUGAGGAUAGAAUGUUGCUUCUUCAGGAGGAGAAAAGGAGGAUGGUUGCAUCUGCUUAUGGUGAAGAUCAUGGUGGAACCGUGGAAGCUCUGCGACUGGGCUGA
Raphanus sativus (radish) is the source of this 275-nucleotide messenger RNA. Its product is annotated as helicase-like transcription factor CHR28. The transcript has 2 exons. The record is from RefSeq and is a predicted model, not a curated record. Bases 3 to 275 code for a protein of 90 amino acids. Lineage: Eukaryota; Viridiplantae; Streptophyta; Magnoliopsida; Brassicales; Brassicaceae.